Messenger RNA from Symbiodinium natans, 420 nucleotides. Lineage: Eukaryota; Dinophyceae; Suessiales; Symbiodiniaceae. The record is from the annotation of a GenBank genome assembly.
AUGCUUUCGAGAUCGCAUCGCACCUCGUGGGCCCGGGCCGAAGAGGCCUUGGGAACGUCAGGGUCGGUUUUGAGGCGCCUUUGUUCCCGGCUUCCCCGGCUUCCGUGUGGUGCUGCCGACCGCCCUACGCUGCAGCACUUCGUACGAAGCCGCAAGGUCGCAUUUGGUGCAAAGCCGGACGAGCGGCUGCCUGGCCACGCUUCUUCGAGUCGCCCCCCCAUUGAGGGAGCGCUUAGCCCAGCUGGAAACCCUGUUGCGGAUAUCGUGCUCAGGGUGCUGCUCAGGGAGCAGCUGCUGCGCAGCUUCUGCGCAGAGGCCGAGUUCUGUGUCCUGGCAGCACUUGCACAGGACCCGGUGAUUCUAUCUGGAUUCAGAAACUAUUCCGUGACCAUGCCUAUGACUAUCCCUAUGGCCCUAUGA